Messenger RNA from Cylindrotheca closterium, 2877 nucleotides. Lineage: Eukaryota; Bacillariophyta; Bacillariophyceae; Bacillariales; Bacillariaceae. The record is from the annotation of a GenBank genome assembly.
AUGUCCAAAGACGAUCCUCCUCCUAUGAAGAGUCCUCCCACCUUUCAAAUCAAGGUUGCCCUCAUCGGCAAUGUCUCGGCCGGUAAGACUACUGUUGUCAAUGCACUCUUUCGCGACAAGUUUGGGGAAGUCUCCAUGAAGCGAACCACUGCAGGCAUUAAUGAGUUUGCCAUUUCCAGCCGCAACGAAUGGGCAUUGGUAUCCGAGGCGCCUCGAGACUCUCAUUCGGUCUUGAAGGAAAUCACCCAAGACAACCUCGAGCUACGAACAAGUGAAGAAGUCAAGACCAAGCGCUUCGAAAUCGAGUUGGACGAAGCGCUAUGUGACAUGCGAAAGGAUACACAGCUUGUGGUUGUGGAUAUCCCCGGCAUCAACGAAGCUGACAUGAGCAAAAAGUACAAAAACUACGUUGAGAGUCACUGGAAUACCUUUGAUUGUGUAGUGGUGGUUAUGGAUGGUCGCCAAGGCGUCAACACGGAAGAGCAAGUCUCCUUGCUCCGCUUCGCAAAGAGCAACUUGGAAUCCAAGAAGGACGUGCCCAUUGUGAUCUUGUGCAACAAGAUUGAUGAUCAAGACGAUGAAGAACAAGAGGAACUAGUCCUGGAGGCGCAGCGUGAAGUCGAAAAGAUCUUUGGAGUACCAGAUCGACAGAAAAGUCUUCAAGAGAUCCUCAAAAAAUGUGUCUCCUCCAAACAGUCUGCAGACAGUACCGAGAAACAAGAGCCAACAGAUGAUCAUUCCAAACCUUCCGACCAGGUCUCGCCUGUAUUCAUUCCGAUAUCUGGAAUUACGGCAUUCAUCUUCCAGACUUGCUCCAACAUGCCUCUAGAACGAUUCCAUCAGUUUGAUCAGAAGCUGAUUGCCAAGCUUGGACGCGAUCGUAUUGGAAAGUCUCGAUGGAAGAAAUUGUCCAAAGAUGAAAGGAUCAAAGAGGCCCACGAGGCGGUUUCAGAUCCGGAAGGAUAUCAAGAAGGCAUGGCGGAUAGCAACUUUGACAAGUUCUUGACGGUUCUAUCGUUUCUUGUUGGCGGGAAGGGCAAUCAACAGAAGAUGAUUCAAGAGCAAAUUCGAGUAUCACUUUCAACGAUUUCAUCUGGUCCUGGCAUUGUAGAGAAGCUUGAAACUAUUUACAAGACAGCAAAGGCUUUGCCGUCGGAUGGCGAUCGUGUAAAUCCGUACUCGUCAGAGAUCAAGACAACCUUUUGGCGACUGUGCAAGGGAAUGGAGCAGACCUGCUUUGUGAAGGAUACAGCCUCGAAAUAUUUGGAUUCGUUUCUUACUCUUGCGGACGAGCUGAAAAAGUAUAGAGACUUUGCGUCGACAAUUGGUUGGGAUAUCGAAGCCGAUACAUCGAUUGCCUUUUUCAGGCGUGCAGUCGGUCGCUUCUUGGAAAAUAUGGAUAGUACUCCUGGUUUUGCUGAGGAUCUCAAAGCUGUUCGCUGCGUAAUGAAAGAGAUGUCCUCGGAGGUAGAAGAUUCACCUACAGAUGAUGUCAUAAAGCAAACAUUUGAUCGACUCUUUCAUGCACUUUCAGAAGAAAAGUUUGCUGAGUUUACUUCUACCGAUACCGUCCGCCAGCUUUCUGGCUUGGGGGAUGAACUGGUCGUCUACAACAAGCUUGCGACAGAGGCCGGCUGGACAAAGGAAGAGUUGAAAGUUGCUGUAAAGUUCAAGGCUUUGGUGCUCAGGCAGAUUGGCUCCCUCUGUGAGCUAGCAUCCAAGUGGUGUAAGCAACAAGGUUUUGGGUACUCAAACUACUCGAAAUCGACUUCUUUUGCUGCUUUGUCGUGGCUUGAUUGGAAGCUUGUUCUACGCUCGAUCUUGUUGCUUCGGCACUACGAUCGUCAAUUUUGCCUUGAUUUCGGCCGUGAAAUGGUUUUGAUAGAAUGUUUGCUCGAAAGUGAACCAGAAUGUGGUGCGAUUGUGAGUGGCGAGGAGUGUCUUUCAUGCCACUCGCUUUUGAAUUUCAACAGAAUAUGCCCUAGCUGCAGGAUACCUGCAAUUGUGAAGGGCAAUGGGAAACCAAAAUGCUUCCUACCAAAUUGCAAUGGCGAGACCCACCCAAUUUGCAAAGGGCUCGUUUAUCAAUGCCGGUGUGGUAGGCGUACUCUGUACAAUCUUUUCGUAAAGCCGGAGCAAGAAAAGAAGCACAUGUGCCCUAGUUGUUUGGGCCAGGUGUUGGACUACAAUCGUCGGUGUCGGAACUGCCAUGUUCUGUUCUAUCCUCAAAGUGACGGCAGGCCCGGGACGUCGGCCACCAUCGUUUGUCCAUUGGGUUGUUCACACAUCGAUCGAUCAACUGGAAAAUGCAACAGUUGCGGAAUUGUUUGCAAACCAUUUCCGAGUUUGCCACAGGGAGGUGUGGAACUGCGGUAUGGUGGGAAUGGAGUCGAACUAACAGGGAGGCAGCAUUCUAUUGAUAUUCCAUCAUCACUAUCCGAUCCAAAUCAUUUUGGCCACUUGGCUUGGCAGUACUGUGAAUUCAAGGCAACGGGGGGAGUUGAACGGGAACCGGACAGCAAUAUGGAUGACGCUUCUUGUAAGCCACCGAAAAGCUCUGAUGGGAUUGCAGCAAGCCCAGCCUUAUUCCAAGCGAGUGGUUUGACAUUGACCAAAUUGCCCACUAAUAAUACUGAUUUUGGUGGUGGUGGUGGUGCUGCUGCUUCCGGUACAACAUUGCCAAAAUCGCCGACAAAUCUGUUUGUCUUUGGUGGUGGGGGUGGUACAACAUUGCCAAAAAUGCCAAAAGCGCCAACGAAUCCUUUCGCCUUUGGUGGUGGUGCUGGCAAGCCAUUGGCAAAAUCGCCCACGAAGCCUUUUACUUUUUCUUUCGGUGCUGCUGCUGCUAGCAAUGAAAAUGAAACCAAGUGGUGUUGA